Molecule: messenger RNA, 1726 nt
Organism: Brassica oleracea var. oleracea
Lineage: Eukaryota; Viridiplantae; Streptophyta; Magnoliopsida; Brassicales; Brassicaceae
Product: cysteine-rich repeat secretory protein 3
Exons: 4
Coding region: 350-1261 (303 amino acids)
Biological process (GO): plasmodesmata-mediated intercellular transport; transport of virus in multicellular host
Cellular component (GO): plasmodesma
Source: RefSeq, a predicted model, not a curated record
ACUCACUUUCUCCCUCUCCCUCUCCCUCUCUUUAUUUUUUUACUAAUCUCUUGUCACAUGUGUUAGAGAGAUAAAGGGUGGCCACCCAAAUCCAAAAACAAGAACCCAGAAACCUAGAAGACAGAAAUAAAAACUAAAAAGCUUUACUGAGCCACCAAGCAACCAAUUACCAUAAAACUCAAAAACCCAUAAAAAAAACCAACACUCCAAGAAAAAUCCCACAAAGAUUCCCAUCUUUCAAUACCUACAAUGAGAAAGCCUAUGAUUUGAUCUUCCCAAUCUUUUCUUCCUCCCAAAGAUAAGAAAAACAGACCAAGCCACACAACCACCAAAAGAAUCCACACACAAAAUGGGUCUUUCAAUCUCAUUACUCUUCUUGAUGACUCUACUCUUUUCAGAUCUCAACGUCAUACAAUCAGCAACAACAGAAUACACAACCUUAAUCUACAAAGGAUGCGCGAAACAGCAGUUCUCAGAUCCGUCUGGUCUAUACUCGCAAGCUCUCUCUGCUAUGUUCGGCUCAUUGGUCACUCAGUCCACUAAAACAAGAUUCUACAAGACCACCACUGGCACGAGCCAAACCACAAUCACUGGUCUCUUUCAGUGCAGAGGAGAUUUAACCAACCACGACUGUUACAACUGCGUUAGCCGCCUUCCUGUCCUCUCCGACAAGCUCUGCGGCAAAACCAUUGCCUCGAGAGUUCAGCUCUCCGGGUGUUAUCUCCUCUAUGAAGUCGCUGGCUUUUCUCAAAUCUCAGGGAUGGAGAUGCUGUUCAAGACAUGUGGGAAGAACAACAUCGCCGGGACAGGGUUCGAGGAGAGGAGGGACACGGCGUUCGGGGUGAUGCAAAACGGCGUCGUUUCGGGGCACGGGUUCUACGCGACAACCUACGAGUCUGUCUACGUGUUAGGACAGUGCGAGGGCGAUGUCGGAGAUUCAGACUGCAGCGGGUGCGUUAAGAACGCGCUGGAGAAGGCUCAGGUGGAGUGUGGAAGCGCGAUCUCCGGUCAGAUUUAUCUUCAUAAGUGCUUUAUAGCUUAUAGCUAUUACCCGAAUGGUGUCCCUAGGAGAUCUUCUUCCUCUUCUUCGUCUUCCUCGUCUGGCUCUGGUGGCUCUUCGAGUUCAGAUCCUUCGUCUUCUACAGGAGCAACUGGGAAGACGGUGGCAAUAAUAGUGGGAGGAGCUGCUGGUGUUGGCUUUCUUGUCAUUUGCUUACUUUUUGCCAAAAACUUGAUGAAGAAGAAACAUGACGACUAUUGAAGAUUUGAGGAUGAAGAGAACAAACAAGAGUCUAAUCCCAUCAAAGAGAGGCACAAGUUUAUUUUUUUCUUUUUCUUUUUGAGGUGCUAUUAGAUUCCCUAGUCCAAACUUUUUUUAAUUUUAUGAAUAUUGUUGUUAUGUUUUAUUUUGUUUUUGUUAGUUCAGAUUCUUGGGAGGUAGGGUUUUGUGGUUGAUGCAAGGACCAUUUAAAUGUUCAAAAAUUACUUCCCCAAAAAAGUGUGAAGAAAAAGGGAUUUUGUUUAUUCUCAAUCAGUUACACCUAACUAUUUCAUCUGACCAGUUACAUUACCAUAAACUUAAUAGUGUACUAGUCUAUUUGAUUGAAACUUAUGAUAGAUAAAGUGGGUCCGAGCGUAUCAAGAAGCAUUUACAUUACAUCGAUUAGGUUUAUUCUGCAAAAACAUUCGAAUAUGCAAAAGAGAUAUUAUAAGGAUUUUGAGAAAA